ACAACAUGCAAUUUCGAAUGUUAUUAAACUCUUGGUUUUCUUCAACUUCGAGGAGUCUAAAAUCUUUACACUUUAAUUUUCACGUAUCUGACAAUGAUCGAAGGCUUGGUGGAAAUAACGAUGGAUAUAGGCGAGAUGUAGAUUUAGAAGAUGAAGAUAAUAGAUUACUAAAUAGACAUACACGUACUUUCGGUACACUAGAAGACGAAAGGGAUUAUCGUAGUUUGAUGAGUCUUGGAAAGUCAACUGUUAGGCAAACGGUUGUUAACGCGGUGAAUAUAUUGAUGGGAAUUGCGAUAUUGGCGUUGCCUCUUGCGUUUAAAUAUUCCGGAUGGGUUAUUGGACUUUCGAUAUUUUCAUUUUGUCUUAUAUCAACGAAUUAUACCGCAAAAAUUCUCAAAAAAUGUUUAGAUACUGAUCCUGAAUGUCUUACAUACGCUGAUCUCGCUUAUUUGGCUUACGGUCAAAAAGGAAAAAUUUUCGUUGGUUUUUUAUUUCUAAUGGAUCUUUAUAACGCUGCUGUCGCUUUGAUGAUUUUGGUUGGCGAUUCUCUCAAGAUCCUUUUCCCUCAAGUAGAUCUCACUCGUUUGAAACUUAUCGUAUUUCUUAUCAUUACUCCAAUAACUUGGCUACCAAUUCAUUAUCUUUUUUAUACCUCAAUCCUUGGAAUUUUUACUGCGUCUUCAUUAGCUUUGGUUUUAUUGAUUGAUGGUCUGACUAAAUAUGUUGCUCCUGGAAGUUUAUGGCAACCUAUGGAUACUUAUCUUUUCCCUCAAAAUUGGUUGAUCAUGCCUUUAUCUUUUGGUCUUAUCAAUUCUGCCUUUUCUGGUCACGCUGUUUUUCCUUCGUUAUAUCGUGAUAUGGAAAAACCUUGUGAUUAUAAAAAAUCUGUAAAUUCUAGUUAUUUGGUUGCUGGUGUUGUUUAUUUUACUGUCGCUAUUUGUGGUUAUUUAAUGUUUGGGUCUGAGACGAUGCAAGAAAUUACUCAAAACAUAAUGUCAACUUGUGGAUACAGCCUCUUUUUAAAUUCCAUUGUAGUAUGGUCGAUUGUUAUUAAUCCUCUCUCAAAAUAUCCUCUCACAUUGGCUCCAAUUAAUUUAAUUAGUUUCGUUAUUGUUGGAACCGCAAUUGUCUUUCCUGGCUUGGAUCGUGCAAUG
Molecule: messenger RNA, 1157 nt
Organism: Racocetra persica
Lineage: Eukaryota; Fungi; Glomeromycota; Glomeromycetes; Diversisporales; Gigasporaceae
Source: the annotation of a GenBank genome assembly